Molecule: messenger RNA, 3062 nt
Organism: Menidia menidia (Atlantic silverside)
Lineage: Eukaryota; Metazoa; Chordata; Actinopteri; Atheriniformes; Atherinopsidae
Source: the annotation of a GenBank genome assembly
UGGCGGAGUCACAAUCUCUGUUUCAGAAGACGGUGGUCAACGCGAAGUCUUCAGUCAAACGGUUUACAGACGCUUCGAGGGAGGCAGACUUUGUAAAAUAUUUUAAUUCCUCUGAACGACUCCGAAGAAACUAUUUUUGACACAAAGUGACCAGGUUAAUAAGAGACACCUUUUACACGACAGACUACCGAAUUUGCGUUUUCGCUCGCAAGUUUUUACGACCUUGUUUUGUUUUUUUUAGCAAAAAACUACUUUUUAAUUACGCUGUUUAUUGUAUUGGGAACAGUUUCGUGGGGAACCAGCUCCUCUUGGCUUUAAUUCCUGACACUGAGCAUCUGAGAGGCGUGCAGCAGACUUCAGGUGCAGCGCAAAAUCCCCCGAAAGGAGAAGGCAGGAAAAGUCCUCAAGUUGUUGCUGAUGGAGACCCGACCGGCAGAUCUUCUGAAGUCUGUGUUUCUCUUGAUUGCCCUCCUCUGCUCUGCCUCCAGUCAAAAUGACCUAGACUUUGCGUUUUGCGGCACCUGGCGUCAUGGCAGGAACUCUCUGCGCCUUAACAUCCACCUCUCUACUGGCUGUGACGGGAUCUCCAUUUCAGCCAAUGAGAGCACACUAUCCAUCAACGGGAAAGUCACCGCCUGGUGUAUGAGGUCUGAGGUGAUUGAUCUCAGCAAAUUUGGCCUUAGUUCAGAAGAGGACAGUAACUUCUGUCUGUACUGGGAGCCGCUGAUGGACCAUUUGAAACUGCAGGUAAGAGGGAAGAAUCUCACUCUUUGCUGGCCUGCAAGCCGGAAGGACACCUGCUGCACUGACCUGACCAACGGUGCCAAUGCACCAGAAGCAAAGUAUGGCAUCGCCAAUGGAGCAAUGAAUUAUGUAAACAAGCAGACCGAUUCUUCCUCAGCAACCAAUAUCACUGUCCAGACUGGGAUGAGGCCUCCCUGCGCCCGCAGAUUUGAGUCAGUGUUGAAGAGUGUAACAGGCAGCAACAUCACAUCACCAGCCACUUCGCCCGUAUCCUCAGAGCCCGCCAUUACUGUCCUGAUUCCUCAUGCUGUGAACCAUUUGACAAAAGUUACAAACAAAGUGGUCAUCACGUUCUUCAACAGGAACCCUAUAUUCCAGGAGGGGCACAAGGAGGCCAAGCUUCUGAACGAUGUGGUGGAAAUAUCAGUGGAGAAUGAAGUCAUCGUUGGUCUGAAGGAGCCAAUAAAGAUUGGCUUUAACCACGAUGUCAUACCUAAAAAGCAUUCGAGGAAAUGUGUUUCAUGGGACACUCGGAAAGAUUCUCUGCUGAUGAAGUGGUCGGCGGAUGGAUGCGAGACAGUUGUGAGAGGGGAUAAACACACAGAGUGCCAGUGCAACCAUCUGACAUACUUCACUGUGCUGGUGGAAAUGGAGCCUCGACCAGUGCGCCAUCUGCUGGCGCUCACUGCCAUUACAUCAGUAGGCUGCGCCGUGUCCUUCAUUAGCUGUGUGGCUAUCAUUGUUCAUCUUUGUAGGAAAAGUAGACGGUCAAAGGAGCUGUCCAUUCCCAUCCACCUGGGCCUAGCCAUAUCUCUGGCUUUACUCAGUCUGCUUUUCUUCUUCACGGGGAUCCUGGCCAAUGUGGGAGGGGAAGAUGUUUGCAGCUGCGUGGGGGGGAUGCUCCACUACGCGCUGCUCAGCUCAUUCACCUGGAUGGGCAUAGAAACCUUCCACACCUUCUGGUUGGUCUACAUGGUCUUCAGCCCCUCACCGAAGCCCUACGUUUGGAACCUGGUCGGCUUCGUUCUUCCCGUUGUUCCUGUUGGGAUUCUGUUUGCAGUGGGGAAUAUUUAUGGUCAGAGAGAGGUCGUGCCAAGCGAUGAUGUCUCCAACCCUUACCUGAUGUGCUGGAUGAAAAUCAACGGUGAGGCCUUGCUGGCUCACUACUUCACGAAUAUGACGGCCCUGGUCAUCUUGGUGUUAUCGGGGCUCGUGAUGCUGGUCCUCGUCUUCCGGAAGAUCCGCACCAGGGAUGAAUGGAAUCAGAACCGCGUGGCGUUCCUCAGCAUCUGGGGCCUCAGCUGCCUCUUCGGCACAGCCUGGGGUCUGGCCUUAUUGAACUUCGAACCACUGUCAGAUGUCAUUCACUUCCUCUUCUGCAUCCUAAAUUCCUUUCAAGGCUUCUUCCUGAUGCUGAGGUUCUGCAUGUUGGACUGGAUGCGGAAGCAGGCGAGCGGCUCGGUUCUGGGCAGCACCAGCUCCGGAUCCACAAGGCAACACAUGCUGCAGUCCCAGGAGAAGAGUUAACGGGGCCGCAGGAAGGCAUGGUGUGGAACCCAGCAGGCUUUUUGAUGUGAAAGAUCCACUUCUGCCUGGGUUGCUGUAGAUUCCCUCUUUGCUUAUACCAACUUUGGGUGUGCUGAACGUUGGUCCUACUCCACAGACCAGCUGGACACACGCACACUGUCUGUUUGAGGCCUCUGUCUACAGCUUCAGGCAGAGGAUUCACCUUUUGAGCUAAUGAUGAUGGGAUAAUGGUCAGUAUUUCCUACUUUCUUCAUAAAUUCUAUCAGCAACAACUUCUAAAAGACUGUUUAUGUACAAACUGAACUUAGUUAUUUAAACCUCCGUGUAUGGUUCAUAGCUGUAAGGUGUUGUUGUAGAAAUUGUGUGAGGUGAAAAGUGCUCAGUUAAAGCGGCAGGUUUCGCAUUUGGGUGAAAGUUGACUAAACGCAAUUCCAGUCAGGUUUUCCUGGAAGUAUUUUAGCCCAGGAGCAGAACGACAUCCACAGGUAUGCACACAAACGGGUCUGAGAAAAUGAGAACGUGUGCACCUCCUCAGCACUGUUGUUGGAGCAGCUUAAACUGAAGUGCGAAGGUGGAAGGAGGCUGUAAAAGGUUUUCGUUUCUUCUACUUAGCUUCUUUAAUUAAUCAUCGGUGGCGUACACACGCAGAGCUGUGUGUGACAGGGGUUACUUUGGUAUUUCAGACAUUUCAGAGUAAGGUCUGACCUGCUCUGUUUGGAAAGCGCUGUGAGAUAACUGUUGUUGUGAUGUGGCGCUAUAUAAAUAAAGUUGAAUCUAAUUUAAUUUGAAAA